AUCGAAUUUGUCGGAAGAUGAUGGUGUGAAAAAAAAAAGGAAAACUGACUGAGAAACCUCCCAAAAUCUCAGUAUCGCCGAAGUAGCCGUAGAAGAGCGACAUCCGACGAGUCGACGACGAGGGUACAGAAAGGAAGUUAACCAAAUUUCAUUUCUGCGCAUAGUUCUCAUUUCAUCGCACUCCCAGGUUUCUCUCUAUCUCUUUCUAUGCCGUAAAAUUAAGCAUUGGACUGGAGAGAUCUGUAGUCGGAAAGAAAAAAGCUUUACAUUUGCAUCGAUCCGUCAUCGGAAUGGAUUAAUUCGUUCUCUUCCAAUUUGAUUCCAACUAUGUUUGUAUGUGGUUUGUGAUCGACUCCAAAAUGAAUCCGAAUCAGAAUCAGGCUAUGGCAGUAGCAUCAGCAACAAUUGCAGAAUCCAAGCCGUUUGAGGAUUCAUUUUGUGGAGUUGGAGCUGGUUCAAUUUCAGGAGGAGGACUCAUUCGAGGCGGAUUGGGUGCUUACGGCGGGAAAAUUCUCGGCUCUGGUUCCGACUAUGUCCAAAGCAAUAUAAGCAAAUACUUCUCAGAUCCACAGUACUACUUCCAAGUGAAUGAUCAUUAUGUCAUCAACAAAUUGAAGAUCCUCCUCCUUCCUUUUCUCCACAGGGGGCAUUGGACUAGGAUAACGGAGCCAGUUGAUGGCAGGCUAUCCUACAAACCACCGGUUAACGACAUCAAUGCACCAGACUUGUACAUCCCAUGUAUGGCAUUCGCCACCUACUUGGUCCUCGCUGGCAUCUCCCUCGGCCUCUCCGGCAAGUUCAGCCCAGAAGCAUUGAACUGGCAGUUUGUUAAAGGGAUGGUGGGGUGGGUGACUCAGGUGAUGCUGCUGAAGGUCUCGCUGCUGUCGUUGGGAGGAGGGGAGGCGCCAGUGCUGGACGUGGUGGCGUAUGCUGGCUACACCUUCACAGGGAUGUGUAUGGCUUUGCUGGGGAGGAUCGUGCUGCGAUACGCAUACUAUCUCAUCAUUGUGUGGACUUGUCUGUGUAUGGCGUUGUUCCUAGUGAAGACGAUGAAGCGGACCUUGUUUGCUGAAGUCAGGUGUUUUGAUCCUAGCAGGCAUCAUUACCUCUUGCUUGGGAUUGCUCUCACUCAGUUCCCACUCAUCUUCUGGCUCAGCAACACUUCUGGCAACUGGGCUUGAUCCAAGUGACUGUUGCUGCUGCUGAUGAUGGUAGCUACUUAGUUCGAUUUCUACUGAUCUUACUCUCUCAUUCUUUAAUUCUUUUGUUCUUUUUUCUUAUGAUAGUUGUUUCGUGGAUGCUUGCUUCUCGUAAGGGAAGCAGGGGAGAGGUCAGAAUGUAAUAAACAAAGUGAUGAAAAGUACCAAAUUUGUUAUGGUCUGGCAAUAAAAAGGUACAAACUUUGUUGUUUACCGAAGAGUAUAAUUGAAGGAAAUUUCUUCUGGGUUGGUUUUGAUUCUCAGUUAUCACCAAAUGAAAACAAUCCUCUGGUUCUUUGAACUAUAAGGCUUGGCUUCCUAUUCUUCUCCUUCUCUUUUCAUCUUAAAACAGACAAACCACUGAGAUCUUCACGUCUGUACACUCUGCCACUUGAGUAACAGUUUCAUCAAUGAGUUUUCCUACCUGUCUUCUGUGUUCAUCCUGUCCAGAAUCACGUGAUCAUCUCUGUUUCAAAUGUGCCUACACGCAGGCAGCAGUUGGUGAACUAUGCUUACCCUUUUCCCUGGAACUAUAACACAAAAAGCUGGAGGGCAGGAGGGGAUGAUGGAGGCAACAGAAAGCUUCAACGCUUGCAAUGUCGGCAGAUUUGUUUUGAACAUGGUGAUAAGUGAAAUAUGACGUCAACAUUGCAGGGGGUUGUAUGGGAGUCAGAGCCUCAAUGUAGUAUGCAGAAGAUCAUGGAAUGACAGCUGAUUGGCGAGUCUGAGGUAGCUACUUCUGUUAAAGCAAGAAACUUUGGUUCCAAAAUUAAAAAAAUCAAUGUUCGUUGCUUGGUCUUAUAUAUAUCUCGAAUAGGGUAUGUAGAGGUUGGUAUUGGAUGUAAAUUUUGUUCUGUUUUAAUGUAACAGAGGAAGUAUGAGG
Messenger RNA from Linum tenue, 2082 nucleotides. NCBI's taxonomy places the organism in Eukaryota, Viridiplantae, Streptophyta, Magnoliopsida, Malpighiales, Linaceae. The record is from the annotation of a GenBank genome assembly.